This is a messenger RNA of Chilo suppressalis (striped riceborer), 1653 nucleotides long. NCBI's taxonomy places the organism in Eukaryota, Metazoa, Arthropoda, Insecta, Lepidoptera, Crambidae. The record is from the annotation of a GenBank genome assembly.
GUUUUAAGUGAGCUCUCAUCCCGAUUCGGCGAUACAUCGCAGGUUAUAUGUAUGAGGGUUUAGACAGAGCGCCCUCGGGACCCCACGGCAGUUCAUCCCGAACCCGACGAGAGAGCACACUUGCCGCUCGUCGCGAAAAUUACCGCCAAAUUUACGCGAACACCAAAGAGGUUGCAUUCACAAGUGCAUCAUUAUAAAGUUCGGAUAUAUUUAAAUUUAUAACUCAAAAGCCUCCGUCAGAUAAAAUAUGUAAGGAUAAGGAAUAAAAAAUGUGCCAAAACUUUUUGUAGUUUGAAAUUUAAAAUGUAGUGCUGUGAGAUUAUUUUGAUGUAGGUAACAUAAGGUUAUCAAACUUUGGAUUGUGGUGAUUAAACGUGUCUCCAUUAAACGUUUACAUGAGACUCAGGACCGAAUGAUGAUUUUUAAUAAAAAAUCGUUUAGGCGCCCCGAUAUUGUGGAUCUGAAAUGAAUAGAUUCGACAAUACAUCAAAACACGACAAAGAAGAAGAUGCGAGAGGAAACUGUACAAAACAGAACAAAGUAUUGGAACUGGACUUGGACUACCUGGAGCGAGGAGGUGGUGGCACUCUGACAGUGGGCGGGGUUCCCAGCGUGGAGCCCAGCCCGGAUAGCCUCGACCUCAUCAAGGUGGUCCUCCUCGGAGCCCCAGCAGUGGGCAAGACUAGCAUCAUACAGCAAUUCGUCUGGAGCGACUACUCUGAAGAGUACGUGCCGACUGACCGCAAACACACGUUCUACCCGUCGGUGAUCAUCAAUGAACACUUGUACGAAGUUAAGAUAACAGACGUGCCAGUGAUACCUUACUUCCCUAUUAAUUCUUACUACGAGUGGGCACAUUACAGAUUCUACGGGCUGAGGAACGCCACUGCCUACAUCCUAGUUUUUGACUUGUCCAACGUUGAAACGUUUCAGUACAUCAGAACUUUGAGAGACCAAAUGGUGGAGAGCAGGGAUAUGAGAAAUGUUCCGGUACUAGUUGUGGGGAAUAAGCAAGACCUGCUGUGCAGUAAUACUCCGUCUGCAGCGAGUGGCUUACAGCAGCUGGCUAUAGCUGAGAGUGCUUGUGGUGACUCUAGAGAAAAGAGGAGAAAUAUAGUGAAUCUCGUACGAAAGCAUUGGAAGUGUGGGUACGUGGAAUGCUCGGCGAAAUAUAAUUGGAGAGUGAUAGCAGUGUUUAAGGAACUGAUGGAAAUGAUAGACGCCCUAGAGUGGAGUGGUGGGGGUAGGAGCGCCGAGCCACCUCCCGAUUCUUCAGCGGGUGGAGGAACUGGCUCUCAUGAGAAUCGAUGUGUGGUUGCUUAGCACUAAGAGAUGAAUUAUGUUGGCUUUUGUGAACGCCAGAGUUAGAAAUUUAAUAAAAAGUAACUGCAAGUGUCAAGUUAAUGUACGUAAAAACCAUUUUAUAUUCGCCACUUGAAGAGAUGUUUUUAAUUUUAAAAUUAUUGAGCCAGUGAUACUAAUAUUCUUACAAAUUAAAGAAUAUACAGGGUGUGACAAAAGUCCGAAAUAAAACUUUAGGGUUUGGUUCUGUUCCUUGUAUAGAAUUACCUACGAAAGUUUGACGCCUUUCAGACCACUUUUAUUUUCUAAUGAAAUUAAUAAAAAUAUCGUUUUACACUUGCCUAUGACAAC